UACCAAAGGAUGUCCUGCACUGUUUUCUAGUUUUGACAUUGACGUUUAAUAUGUCAAAUGUGGUUUCAAAAUCAAACGAGUGAAACAAAAGAAGAUACGAAUACAAACGGUUGAAUUUAGGGUAAAUUCACAAAACUUUUUAAUACGACAAUACGCUAAAGAACCUCGUAUGUUUAAGUUUUAAAAUAAUUAAAAGUACAGUUACUUAUAGGCAGUGAGACAUUUACAAAUUCUAAACUUUUCAAGAUGACAAGUAAACAUAAUGCGGAGACUUUAGAUGCACUGAAGCGCGAAAUAAAAACUCUACAAAAUAAUUGUCUCAACGUUUGUAAUAUAAUAGAAAACGCGCCUCCAGAAACGCCUUCUGCAAAUCAAGAUGAAAUAUCAGAUAAAUGCUUAUCCUACAUACAAGCACUUAAAACGGAAAUUGAAAAUCCAAACACGAUUAUCACUACAGAUGAGAAUUUACUAACCAGUCAGUUUCUAAAUGAAAUAAAAGAGAAAACAGGUCAGAUAGAAGAAUUAACAGCUUUCACGAAAGGUUCUAUUCGUGAUGUAGAUGAAGAAAUUAUGAGGUUAAAAAAUCAAAUCACUAUUGCACAAGAAGCCAUGUCAAAACCAAUACAAAAGUAUGGACAAGUAUCAUCAGAACAUGUAAAGAAUGCUAAAGAAAAGUUUUCACAAUUAAAGAGUGAAUUGCAUGGCUUAAUUUACUCCAUGUUUCCGAAUACCAGUGCUCUUAUUAUUGAGUUUAUGGGGCAAUUAAUGGCAGAAAGAUUAAAUCCAGCUUCCAGUGGAUACAUACAAAUAACUGCAGAGAAUUAUCAAAUUGCUGAAUUAUUGAAAGACACUAAUAUAAUAUCAACAAACCCGUACAAUAAAAUGGAAGUGAAACUUGCAUAUUAAAGUUCAUACCUAUUAAAUAAAUAUAACAUAAUGUACCUACCUAGGGAAAUAAAUUAUUCUUAUUUUAUAUAAUUGUAUAAAUAUUUUUAUGAAGUUUUUAUGAAAUAAAAAAUUGUGAACCAAAA
Molecule: messenger RNA, 1031 nt
Organism: Bombyx mori (domestic silkworm)
Lineage: Eukaryota; Metazoa; Arthropoda; Insecta; Lepidoptera; Bombycidae
Exons: 4
Coding region: 247-906 (219 amino acids)
Source: RefSeq, a predicted model, not a curated record